Molecule: messenger RNA, 1368 nt
Organism: Bathycoccus prasinos
Lineage: Eukaryota; Viridiplantae; Chlorophyta; Mamiellophyceae; Mamiellales; Bathycoccaceae
Product: beta-galactoside alpha-2,6-sialyltransferase 1
Exons: 2
Coding region: 1-1368 (455 amino acids)
Molecular function (GO): beta-galactoside (CMP) alpha-2,3-sialyltransferase activity
Source: RefSeq, a predicted model, not a curated record
AUGAAGUCCCAUUUACGUGGAAGAACAUCAUUGGAAAACAAUAACAAUUUGAAUGUUCCAAAAGCGUUCCUCGCGUUGCUCGUCUUCGUCCUCGUCUUCCUCGGGUUGCGCGCGUUCGUCGUGGAUUCGAUUUUGGAGGACACCAACACCAAGAACAUGAACAACAACGAGUAUAAAGGGGAGGCGUUCAGACUCGUGGAGAAGCAAACGCAAAAACACGACCGGAGAGUGGAACUCGGCAUGGAGUGGUUUCGAACACAUUCGGGAGGUGGGAAUAGGUGCGCUUUGGACAAGAAAGGCGCGUGCGGGAGACACGCGACGUGCGUGAAGAACGUAUGCGUGUGCGCAGUUUUGUACGGAGGGAAAAGUUGCGACGAGCACAUCGAUUUACCGGAAGUGUACGUGGAUGGAGAGGAUGCGGAUGGUGAAGACGAGGACGCGCGAGAGAAGAUGUUAAGGUUGUUGAGCCCGGCGCAAAAGACGGCGAGGGAGCAAGCGAGCAAGGGAGUAGGGAAGGUUAAGGAUACGACGGAAGGUAUUGCGUUUGAAGGCGCGUUGACGUUGAACAAGGAGACGUGUGGGAGCGCAGGGACGGCGAGAGUCUCCGCGCUGACGGUGAAAUUGCCGUCAAAGAGAAGCGACGACGCGCGCGUGGGCGGCGGGUUGAUUGGCGGGUUGUUCGGUAAUAAAGACGGGAAGAGUGGAGCUUCGGGGAAAGGGUUCGUAAAUGUAGGGACAGUCGAACAGACGGUGUUGAAUAGGUUAGCGGAGACGGACGUUGUGACGCCGAAGGAAGAGCCGUGGACGAGUUGCGCGGUAGUUGGGAAAUCGGGCGUUUUACUCUCCUACGAAAAUGGACCGAAUAUCGAUCAACACCAGGCGAUUAUUCGCGUCGACGAUUUACCGACGCGCGGGUUUGAGCAAAGCGUCGGGUCGCGAACUACGGUGAGAAUUUGCGGCGAUGCCAAGCUACCGUUUUGUCAAAAAUACAUUCGCGAAGGCGCGGAAGAGACGUUGAUUGCGAAUAUUACCAACGGGAAUUCCUUGAGAGCUUUUGCGAGGAUGCACAGAGUGCACGAUAACGGUGUCGGAGCAGUCACGAAGAAACGUUUAAAAUUAGAAGCUUUUCACCCGGAGUUUAUGGAGUUUUUGGCCGAGGCUAUAGAAGGUAUUUCACCGAUGACGACGGAAGCGCAGGCGAUUAUGUUUGCGCUUUUGAAUUGCGCAAGCGUGGAUAUUUACGGCAUCGGGUUAGGACCAAACGAAGGGUUUGCGACGAGGUAUGACGACGAGUUAGGAAAUAGAGGUGAUGUAGAUACACGGUGUACAAUUUUGGGUUGGCGCACGUCGCCGAGAGGUGCAUCGUAG